AUGGUGUCUCUCUUUGAUAUCAGCCUGCAACGGCCCACAUGGUCGCAUCUCUCCACAGGAGUCCCGACUCUCGACCAGAUGCUUGAUCUCCAAUCAGAUGGCCUCUUCGACUUUCAGUCAGUGCCUGCCAAUGCUGGAGUAGAGGCUAUGGUUUGCAACUUGAUGGUAUCACAUCUCGCCAGCUCAUCGUCUCUGAAGAUUUUGGUCAUUGAGACACUCAACUCGUUCAACUGGAACUUACUUAAGCAGCAUCCUCAAUUUGAUGCCGAGUGGCAUCCGCGAGUCUCGGUGCAUAGACUUCUACUGGUGGUGGAACUCUUUUGGUUCUUCACUUUUGGGCCGGGAGCUUCGGCCGAUUGCACAUCCACAUUGCUCUUCAUCACGAACUUCCACGAAAUUGUCGAUUUGUACCGACUUCAUGUGGCACAAUCCUACGAAGAUGCGCUCCUCAAACAUCAAAUCGAUAAGAACCGUGAACUCCUUGCCAACUUGGACCGUGCCAGAGAGGAGGGAUUGGAGCUGGUCUCGCUUCCUCUGCUACCACCGCAGUCUGAUUUGCUUAAGCUGAGUCCCUAUGUAAAGGCUCAGAAACACAUCGACGAGCUCUUCAAAGAGAUUUCGGAAUUCACAUACAAGAACUCGGCCAUCGUGGUGCUUCUUGGCCACCUAGAUGCCAAAUUCAUGCCCUACAAUACAGCUCGGCUGCUGGCGAUGUCGCCGAAUAACAGUUCGAUGGCGUCUCAGAAUACUGAAUCUACGCUGUCCCAGACUUUUGGUCGAGAUGGUCGAGAUGGUCGAGAUGCCAAUCGGUUGGUCCUUGCACCUGUUACUUUUGGCAAAAAUCCAAGUGGAAACAGGGCUGGAGGGGAGGCGGGCCUCAACGAGGUGAAAAUUACAGCCAGACUUGUCUUUUACAACGAUUGGUACCACAAAAGUCCAUAUAUUCGUAAUACGGAAAACCCUCCAGAUGUUUCUGAGGACUUUCUUGUACUGGUGGUGAAAGUCACCAGCCUAAAUGGCGUUGCUAACAUCAACGAGCCCGUCUUCUUUGACUUGAGCGCACGUCAUCCCAACAGUGAAGCAUCUCUGAAUGGGUGGCUCAUUGACCUCCAGGUUCAAGAGGAUCAAGAUCUCUCUGCAUUAAUUCAGGACUCCAUCAACUCAACCCAAGCUCCACGAGCUGCGUCAACGCAGAUAGCACGACAGUUGGCUUUACCGUCGUCUCCAUUCUCCACCCAGCGGAUUUCAAAGGCAACAAUGGAAGAGAAUACGGAAUGUUUAGUCGAUAAAUCGGAAGGAAGACUAGAAGAGAGCCUAACCGAUAAAAGAGAGACUGGCGAAGAAAUUCAGAAAGAAGAGGACAGUGACGCCAACUCAGAGCAAAACUACCAAGAUCUGUACAUCGAUGGAUCGGAUGUCGAACUGACGGGUACUCUCUUGGAGGACAUAUCGGAAAUUUAA
This is a messenger RNA of Sungouiella intermedia, 1461 nucleotides long. Lineage: Eukaryota; Fungi; Ascomycota; Pichiomycetes; Serinales; Metschnikowiaceae. The record is from the annotation of a GenBank genome assembly.